AUGACGCCGUCCUUUACGUUUGUCAACGUCAGCAAUGCGCCUGGUCUCGGGCCGAAAGAGGCCAGGCCGAUGAGAGGCCAUAUUACGAAAGUCAACUUUGCCAAGCGCAGACAAAGACUGUCAAAGGAGAAAAAUAACGGGGAACCGGCCAAAUCACUUCAAGGCUUUGCCUUGUCAAAGGCGGACGCGCAAGACUUGUGGCUCGAGCAACAGGUGAUGGGAAGUGUCUUUACUCUUGACCCAGCAUGCGACAGGCUACUCUCUCAUGUGCCCGAUCCCAUAUCCUCACCCAUUGACUACUUGAUCUGUGAGUUCCGUCCAAUGAUCUUUCCCGCCGGUACCGGCGCUCCCGGUUCAUCCAGAGAAGCAAGUUGGAUCGGCCUCCUCCAGUCUGAGCCAGCGCUAGUUGACGCUUCUGUCGCGAUUGCCUUGAGGCACAGCCCGAGGCUUCAGAACCCGAAAGGCUUGCGUGAUGCCUCUAUAUGUAAAGGCAGGGCUAUCAAGUUGAUCAACGAGAGACUAAAUACGCCGCUGGGACUGACAGAUGGAGUGCUCAGCGCAGUCUUUACCCUAACAUAUGCAGAGCUUCUAGAGAGUGAUGGCGAAGCCCGAAAAGUUCAUAUUCGUGGCCUGGCUCAGAUGAUCAAUAUUCGACGAUCAUCUGCCCUUCGUAACGAGGAUGACCCCAACAAGACGGACUUUACGACGCUUCGUGAUGAACUCAACAUACUUCGCCAUUCAAUCGACAAAUACCACGCAUCGCCCAGUCCAAAAAGACACGAUGCGGCGAUAAUUCGCUCAGAGGUCAAGCGCCUACAACUUGAAAUAGACACUCUGAUGGGCAGCCAGGAGAACUUCGUCCGGUCGCUACAUGACAGCUUACAGUUAUUCCUCCUGCUCCUCUGGCCAACUGAGAAAGCCAGCCGUCUAGAGUUUCUAGCUGGAGAGCUGAAGUUUGCUCUUCUCCAACCCCAUAUGAGGCUUUGUUCUUCCAUGCACCUACUCGUGUGGCAGCUGUUUGUUGGUGCCACAGCUGCAAGACCUUCGAGCGAGGUUCGGUCGUGGUAUAUUACCAGGCUACGAGAGGUGUUGACAUCUCUCAGUGUGGGGGGACAGGCUACUGCGAUGGAGACCCUGACUGAGUCUUUUGCACCUGAUAAAUAUUUAUUGGAAAAGUUCAAAGCUGUUUGGAGAGAGCUAUCCUGCUGCUAG
Fusarium sp. VM40 is the source of this 1212-nucleotide messenger RNA. The record is from the annotation of a GenBank genome assembly. NCBI's taxonomy places the organism in Eukaryota, Fungi, Ascomycota, Sordariomycetes, Hypocreales, Nectriaceae.